AUGGCAAUCGACCUCAACCAGCCUGGAGAGCAGGAGGAUGGGAACUCUCAAGGGACUCAAGGGGACAUGAUUGAGGAGGAAGUGCUGGCUUGUCAAUUCGCAUGCUGGUUUCCGACGUUCAAAGACGUGACCUUCAAGAGCGAGAUCAUCGCCUUGUCAGAAAACUUCGUGAAGUACCUCUUGGCAGAUGGGAUUCACGUGCCGCUGCCCAAGCCGAAAGAUUCCGACGAAGCGAGUGAUGGCAGCUGGGGGUCUGGUGGCGAUUCUGAUGAUGAAGCUCGAGAUCCUGAGGGAGUCUUUGAUUUCCCGGAGUUGGAGAGUGCUGUUCGGGCUGCCAUCUCGCGGCUGAAUGGACAAGUCAUUCCGAAGCUUAACUGGAGCGCCCCAAAAGAUGCACACUGGAUUCAUGGCAGCUUGAAGUGCUGUUCGCCAACAGAAGUUUUCACGUUGCUAAAGGCCUCGGACUUCGUGUCGCACGACUUGUGCCAUGCUUUUGACCACACUGCCUCCUCGCGGAGACGACCUGAUGCUUUCACCUUGGUUCUGCGCCGCUGGCAUUCGCUCCAUGAGUCUAGCGAGUUCAGGGCCUUCGUUCGAGAUGCUGAACUCUUGGCAAUUUCUCAGCGGCAGACGGGCGGCUUUUUUGAACACCUGCUGAACACAGAAGAGGCCGAAGCCAUCCAGGCUGCAAUCCGAGAAUUCUUUGAGCAAAAGUUGCGCGGCCGCUUCGGCUUGAAACGGUACGUCUUUGACGUGUAUGUAGACAUACCUCCCAGGCGACGCGUUUGGCUGAUGGACUUCUCUCCAUGGGGUCCGACAACAGAUGCAUGCCUCUUCGACUGGGAAGACCUUUCAGAGAUGGCCCAGGCAUCCCCCGCAUCCCCCGAGUUUCGAGUGGUUCAGAGCGAAGCCGAUCGACGGGGGCGGCUGGAGAACUUCCACCAAAUUCCCUUGGAGCUGGCGGAGAUGGGCUCCAAAGAAGGAUUAGCGGAACUGCUGGAGAAGGCAGAUAAGCUCCUGGCGCAGAAGGAGGCGUACAAGUAUGAGGAGUACAGCGCGGAAUCUGAGACAGUGCCAGACAUGACGACCACUUACAAGACCCACAAUGUUGUCGUGACCAUCAAGGACAAGACGCGAAGGGAGCUAUCGAGCAUGGGUCUUCCGGCUGGCGAGGACUUUAGCACCGAAGAUGGCAAGACAAGGUGGACAUGGGCACCUGUCGAGAACAACAAGGAAGAUGAGCUUAUGCAGCUUCUUUCCCAACACGGAAUUGAUGUUGCUGAGUUCACAUGGCAGAGCUUUGUGGAGCUCUACUCGGAGGUCUACGAGAAGUCCUUGUCGACCGUACAGGUUGUUGAUGGACAACUUGUGCGCAAGGUGAAGGUUGUGAAAGUCUGGCUUGAGGCGAACUUGUUCAGCCAGAAGCAUGUGUUGAUUCUCAAGACCAAGCAGCAACAAGGGCGUGUACAGCACCUUCGCAACAUCAGAACCUUGUCGAUGCGAAUGCGGGCCGUCCAGCAGUGGUCAGAUGCUGUGGCUGAGGCACUCUUUCUGCGUCUCGGCAUCCCGGAGCAGCAGCAGAAGAACAUGCUGAGCGUGACCAAUUCUGAGACCCGAGAAGAGGUGGAGUUCUCGGUCAGUUUCCCCGGCCUGAAAACUGUGUACACCAUCAUGGAGGUUCGCUGUGAGGUGCUGAAUCCACAGGACCAACGUUGGCAGUACAUCGGGUUGCCGUCUGCGGAGGAUUUCACAUUCUGCCGGCAGGAGCAGUUAGCAACUGGCGAGUACGACAUGAUUCUCACUAGGUGUGGCCCCUGUUUCGGUGCCUCGUUGACAUCAUGGCCGUCGUGGCCCAUGCUGAGACCGAGUCCUUGGCACCGCGGCGUGGGCUCAAUCAGCGGAAGCAAGUAG
This is a messenger RNA of Symbiodinium natans, 1911 nucleotides long. NCBI's taxonomy places the organism in Eukaryota, Dinophyceae, Suessiales, Symbiodiniaceae. The record is from the annotation of a GenBank genome assembly.